CAAUUUUACUUCGACAAUUGUCGCCCUCUAACAUUUUACUAGAAGGUUAUUUCGAUUUUUCGAAAGAAUAUUUUAUAAGAAUCUAAAGAAUUAUUUUCUCGAUAGUAAUUAAUAUUUGAACAAAAUUAGUUAAAAUUAAUAUAUAUCUAAUAAGUUCUGAAAUAUUUUCUAUUAUUUUUUAUUAAAAUGUGUCAUUCAUAAGAAAAGUGAAUUAUAUAACCUCUUUGAAAAGUUCAAGAUAAACUUUCGAAAAUAAGUUUUAAAUUUAAUAUUUAUUUUAUAUUAUUUCAUGAAGUAAUUUUGUAUUUCUCUGAUUAUAAGAUUUGUUAUCGUUGCUUAUUGUUCUUGCAUUGAGAAUAAUUUAUAUAUUAAUAAUGCUUCGAUUCUUAGCAUCUUUACAUUUUCAAACUUGCAAAGCGGUAUAUGUAGCAACAUCAAAUUUGAUGAAAACUAAACAACCGACGUUAGUAGAACAUGCUCGAAAUUUUUGUGUGAGUUCAAAACUUUUUUCUUGCCAACUUCAAAUUCAAAAACCUGCACCUGAAUUUUCCGGAACUGCCGUAGUGGAUGGCGAUUUCAAAGAAAUCAAAUUAAGUGAUUACAAAGGAAAAUAUGUUGUACUCUUCUUUUAUCCAUUAGACUUCACAUUUGUCUGCCCUACUGAGUUGAUAGCAUUUAGUGAAAAAAUUUCAGAAUUUAAAGCUUUGAAUACGCAAGUAAUUGGAGUUUCUACAGAUUCCCAUUUUAGUCAUUUAGCAUGGACUAAUACACCGAGAAAACAGGGUGGAUUAGGUGGUAAUUUAGGUUAUCCUCUUCUUAGUGAUUUUAAUAAGGAAAUAUCAAUCAAAUACAAUGUACUUCUCCAAGAAUCUGGAAUUGCUUUACGAGGUCUCUUCAUUAUAGACAAAGAAGGAAUAUUAAGACAGCUAAGCAUAAAUGAUUUACCAGUAGGUAGAAGCGUAGAUGAAACAUUGAGACUUAUCAAAGCAUUCCAAUUUGUUGAAAAACAUGGAGAAGUUUGUCCUGCUAAUUGGCAACCAGAUUCUAAAACCAUUAAACCAAAUCCAAAGGAUAGUAAACAAUAUUUUGAAUCAGUUAAUUAAAUAUUAAAAAUGCAUAUUUUCUAUAAGUAUAACUAAACUGAAUUGUAUAAUAAAAAGCAUGUAAUACAAAAAAUAUUAACAUAUAUUAUAAAAAUAUGAAAAAA
Apis dorsata (giant honeybee) is the source of this 1207-nucleotide messenger RNA. RefSeq names its product peroxiredoxin-like (gene Tpx-3). Gene Ontology annotation, molecular function: thioredoxin peroxidase activity. Gene Ontology annotation, cellular component: mitochondrion; cytosol. The transcript has 3 exons. The record is from RefSeq and is a predicted model, not a curated record. Gene Ontology annotation, biological process: cell redox homeostasis; hydrogen peroxide catabolic process; cellular response to stress. The coding region runs from base 375 to 1103 and encodes 242 amino acids. Lineage: Eukaryota; Metazoa; Arthropoda; Insecta; Hymenoptera; Apidae.